ACCCUUCCUCCUGGGGCAGAGUACAAUGUGAAUACAUAUGUUACUCAUCCGUGGGUGUUUCGUGACGCUGAGACAGGUGCUACCUUGCUGGUGAACUCAGAGGAGGUGUUCUUCCCUAAGGUGGACCUGCCUAUGGCACCGCAUCUGACCCUUGGGUCAAGCAUGACAUCCUUCACUGCUCUCCUUGUCUGAUGCUCCUUCACCCCUAUGCUGAGGUCGGCGGCUACACACUGACCCAGCAGCGCCCAUCACUUCACCCUCCACACACUCCACUCCUCACUACGUGACCCGACCUAUCUUCCCUGAGGGCCACGCACGCUACGGACCUGUCAGCCCAUACAGGAUCCCUGUCUAUAUCAGCAUCCCCCUCUACACCCUCCAGGAAAGGGCAGCUCAGGUGGUGGGGUCGUGCCUGCAGAACCCAAAACUUGCCUACUCCCUUGAUAUUCCAAAGAACCUCAUGAGCACCAUUGCUAAGUGGGUGGUGUAAGCUCACCUGCAACUUAUACUCCAACAGCUUCACGUGUGAGAGCAACCAUGAGGGCAGGUGAUGAGCGGGAGAAUCUCAAUCCCCAGGUGUUUGCCGAGGCUGGCCAGCGCAAGGCAGGUCUCUCAGACUGGGAUGAUGCAGUCAGAGACCCAUUUGAUGCCAGGGAAAUCUUUGACCUGAUACGAGGCAUCCGUGACCCUGAGCAUCCCUUGACCCUGGAACAGCUCAAUGUGGUGAGUGAGGAUCAGUGUGAGGUGAGUGAUGCCGAGAACCAUGUGCGGGUGUUCUUCACUCCCACCAUCCCUCACUGCGGCAUGGCCCCCAUCAUUGGCCUUAGCAUUCGCCUCAAGCUGCUCCAUACUUUACCCCGCAGGUUUAAGGUGGAAGUGAUCCUCUCUCCUGGGAGCCAUGCCAGUGAGGCAGCCAUCAACAAACAGCUAGCAGACAAGGAGCGUGUGGCGGCUACCCUAGAGAACCCAAGUUUGCUGGCAGUAGUAAACAAGUGCAUUGCCCCAGACCACCCUGCUGCCAGUGUGGGCUGAUGCAAGGUCUGAAGGCCAGCAGUAAUGUGAGGGAUACAUGAACCUGGGUAAGACUGCAUUGCAGGGAUGUUGAAAAUCUGUACAAAAUCUUUAGCCCAUGCUGUAGUUGUAGUUAGUGGCUGAGAAGAGCCAUGUAGAAGGGUGUUGUUGAAAAUGAAUGCAUGUCAAAGGAAGAUAGAACUCUAUAAUGUUUUUUGUUGUCCAUUUUGUAUUAAAACUUGGUGGUUUUAUCACCUCAUAUUAGUAUAUUUUUUAUAGUCAUUAUAGAUAUAUUAGAAUGUAUACAUGCUCUUGUGAAUUAUGCAGCACUCUCUCUCUCUCUCUUGUUAAUAGGAUUUAAAUUUAAUCGGUUUCUACUUAGGUAUAAGGACAGACCACUAAACCUGGACCAUGAUGUUUGUGUGGUCUGAUUAUCUAUGUAAAUCUCUCUCUCUCA
Eriocheir sinensis (Chinese mitten crab) is the source of this 1468-nucleotide messenger RNA. RefSeq names its product MIP18 family protein galla-2-like (gene galla-2). The coding region runs from base 538 to 1032 and encodes 164 amino acids. Gene Ontology annotation, biological process: iron-sulfur cluster assembly. The record is from RefSeq and is a predicted model, not a curated record. Lineage: Eukaryota; Metazoa; Arthropoda; Malacostraca; Decapoda; Varunidae. The transcript is spliced from 7 exons.